This is a messenger RNA of Brachypodium distachyon (stiff brome), 3375 nucleotides long. RefSeq lists its product as uncharacterized. The transcript has a single exon. Bases 1 to 3375 code for a protein of 1124 amino acids. NCBI's taxonomy places the organism in Eukaryota, Viridiplantae, Streptophyta, Magnoliopsida, Poales, Poaceae. The record is from RefSeq and is a predicted model, not a curated record.
AUGGCAUCUAAUGUUAAUGAAUUGUCUUGGCUUAUUUCCUGGAGCAAGGAACUCUCAACUACCUCUGGUCUGUUCUUUGUGCCACUCAAUACGCAGAGGUCUCUUGAUGCAUUUAUUAGGCGAACAAAGGUUAUGGAGUGGCUUCAAAAUAUUGUAAAGAUCGAAAUACUGACCCUGUAUGAGUAUGCUUCCGCUGCUGCAGAGGCACUUACUGAGGCACAGCUAGCUCUUGUUUAUAGUCACUUCCUUUACCAUUCGCAUGCAAAAAAAUACAUAACUGAGGGGAGCAUCAGCAACUUGUGCCAUAAGAUGCCUGUGGUAGAUAAUUUUGGACACAUGAUUGCAAAGAGAAAUAUUUUGCUUGUCCCUGCUGAAAGGAGCAAAUGGUUUACUUUGAUUGGUACAAAUCCCUGGAGAUCUCAAAAUUACAUUGAGCUGUCAACAGAUUACAAAUCUUCAGGAACUUAUGCCAGAAAUUACACACCUGGAGGUCAGCUGAUAACUUUCUUGAGGAAAUAUGCGCAAGCAGUUGAUGUCCCUUACAUGCACCCUCCUAAUGCCAGUUUCCCCAGUGUCUCAUAUCCCCUGCCCAUGGGAAAUGCACUUUUGCUUCUACAAUGGAUUCGUAAUAUAAGAUCAAGCAAUGUCCAGCUACCCCAAAACUUCUUCAGUUGUAUCAGGAACGGAAGGUGGCUGAAGACUUCUCUUGGUUACAAGUCACCAUCAGUAUCUUUUUUGUCGGGUGCAGGAUGGGGCAGCAAGCUACAUGUCCAAUUUGUGUUUGCUGAUGUACCCAUAAUCGAUGAGGAGUUCUAUGGAAAUAAAAUGAGUACUUAUAAGGAAGAGUUGAGGGUAAUAGGAGUGCAGUUUGAGUUUGUAAAUGCACAUGUGCAUAUUGGGAACCAACCUUUGACGAAAGAAAAUGCUAUUUUACUUCUUCAAUGGAUAAGGAGUCUAAGAUCAAGAGGUGUCCAGCUUCCUCAGAACUUCUUGAGCUCUAUUAGGACUGGGAAGUGGCUAAAGACAUCAAUCGGUUACAAUUCCCCGUCAAGAUCUUUUCUAUCAAAUACACAAUCAGAAAGUUUGCGACAGAUUAUAUCUCGAUUAGCUGAUGUUCCCAUAAUUGAUCAAGAAUUUUAUGAGAAUAAAUUAAGUGCUUACAAGGAGGAGUUGCGAGCUAUCGGAGUGCAAUUUGAUUCAUUUACCCCUGAUGUUGACAACUUUAAGAUCUGUACAGAUUCAUUUACCCCUGAUGUUAGCAUACUGAUCCUCAAGUGUAUCCGAUAUGCUAAGGUGUCUCAAGAUUUGGUGAAAGAAUUGAAAGAGCUCAGAUGGGUGAAGACAGAUCUUGGUUUCAGAGCUCCUCCUGGAACGUUCCUAAUUGAUAAUGAUUCAAAAUGUCUUCUGAAGAUUGUUGAUGAGCUACCACUACUUGAUUUGCACUUUUAUGGAGGUGAAAUUAGGACAUAUGAAGGAGAGUUAAGGAAGGUUGGUCUAAUUGUCGGGUUUAAAGAGGUAAGCAAGGCAAUAGUGUGGAGAGUGAAGAAACUUUUGCGUGCUUCGUAUUCUAUGAAAGAGAUGGUAUUUUCUAUGUUAGAAUGCUACAGAGAACUACGUAAUAAUCACGAAAAGUUACCGGUUGAUCUUGUCAAUUGCAUGCGUCAUGAGAGAUGGCUACAUACAUCUCUCGGUUUCAGAUCGCCCGAGGAAGCAAUUCUGUUCAGUUCAGAAUGGAGUCAUAUAUCUCUAGUUUCUAGUCUACCCUUCAUUGAUGAUUAUAAUGAUUCCCAGUAUGGCCUGGGGAAUGACAUCUACAGCUACAGAGAUGAACUAAUGGCCCUGGGUUCUAAAAUUGAACUUGAGCAAGCAGCAGCAUUUGUCCUCUCAGGACUAAGAAUUCCAAAUGAUGCUUCAGCUGUGACUCCAGAAGCUGUUGUCUCAUUGCUGAAGUGCAUCAGGAGCUGGAUGAAGUAUGGUUUUUCUCUUCCUGACAAUUUCAUGAGUGCAGUCAAUGUGAAGUGGGUGAAGACAACUGCAGGAUACAGGCAUCCAAAUGAAUGUCUCCUGUUUGGCUCUUUGUGCUCUUCCCUUGUUCAGAGAGAUGAUGGCCCUUUUAUAGAUGAAGUGUUUUAUGGCCAGGAGGUAUUGUCAUAUGAAAGUGAGCUGCAGACAUUAGGUGUUGUGAAUGCUAGAUCUGGUUGUGCACUGAUGGCACAACAUCUAAAACUUCUUUCUGACACUGACACAAUUUCUAGGAUAUAUUCAUAUCUGGAAGCGUUCCAUUGGAAGCCUCGCACUCGCAAUGUUAAUGAUAAUUGGAUUUGGAUACCAGAUGGAAGUGAUAAAGGACAGUGGGGCAGUUGUGUUCUUUAUGACCGGAAUAAUAUUUUUGGCUCUGAGCUACAUGUCUUGGUAAAAUGGUACGACCAUAAGUUACUUCGAUAUUUUAACACAGUGUUUGGUGUGAAGCGCCAUCCAACACUUGGCGACUAUUGCAAGCUCUGGGGCGUUUGGCAGAUCAAAAACUCCCCACUAUCAUUUCAAGAUUGUUCUUCUUUCUGGGAGUUCAUUAGCAAGCAAUGGAGCACAGAAAUGGGGAAGUACCUCGCCAUGCUUAUAACAAAGUUUCCUGUUCGUAGUGGAGAUCACAUCUUGCUAAUUGAUAAACAGGAUGUCUUCAUUCCUGAUGAUCUGCUACUGGAGGAUUUGUUCAAUAGGCAAGCUGAGCAACCUUUGUUUGUAUGGUAUCCUUCAGCUAGCUCGUCUCUCUUGUCUCCAGCGAAAUUGAAUGACAUAUAUAGCAGUAUUGGAGUUCAGAAAAUAUCGAUGGCUGUUUCUAGGGAAGAAUCCAACGGCUUACAGCUCGAUGCUGUUACCAUUGUUCAUAAUGGCACCGUGAUUAAACCUGGUUUGCUCAGAAUCGUCCUAGCUUUCCUUGCUGACCCUAUUCUUGAGAUUGCUGCUGAAAAGAGGCAUGGAAUGGUCGCCUGUCUCACCAAUAUACUUGUCUAUGAGACGAGCACACCUCUUACUGUGAGUUAUCAGGUUGGACUUUCUUUAAGUAGAAGCAUGGUUGUUAAAUCUGCAAGAUUGUUCCACUGGGAAAGGGAGAACUCGAGGCUAAUUGUGAGAAAGCACAAUGGAUCAGGAUUGAUGGACAACACAGCAAAAAUAGAGUAUGCGUCAUAUUUUGCAGAAGAGAUAUCAAAAGGACUACUGUUCGAGAGAAAACAUCUAAUUCCUGCUCUUGUUGACCUUUUGAGGACUGGGUUCUUGCUGGACUUUGAAAUUCAAGCUGUUAAGGUUUUGUUAAAGUUGAAGAACCUACGGUUGUUUGAGGAGGAUCAAGAGUUCCUGUUACCUUAUGUGAUUUAG